This is a messenger RNA of Entelurus aequoreus (snake pipefish), 1409 nucleotides long. It is a transcript of the gene cskmt, whose product is annotated as citrate synthase lysine methyltransferase. Lineage: Eukaryota; Metazoa; Chordata; Actinopteri; Syngnathiformes; Syngnathidae. The record is from RefSeq and is a predicted model, not a curated record. The coding region runs from base 152 to 907 and encodes 251 amino acids. The transcript is spliced from 2 exons.
UAUAUGGAAUAAAUACUUAGCAGCUCUCUGUAUACGAGUUUGUCACAUUGUAAUACUAAAAGAUAAAACGAUGAUUUCCCCCCAGUUCGCUGAUUUUAGGUGGGAGUGAGCGCUCAUGUCACACAAGAGUUAAGCCUCAAGCCAGGCGAAGAUGGCAGGGUUGUUGUUUAAGACCUCGUCGUGUAGUCGAACAUUUUCAGCUAUAUGUGUGCGACCUCACUCGUCUCUUACGUCUGAACUGAUUGCAAACAUGGACAAAAAAGCCACCUGGGAUCGCUUCUAUGCUGACAGCAGCAGCAGAACAAAGAAGUUCAAGAACUUUGAGUGGUUCUUCGGCUUUGACGCAGUCCGGAACCUCAUCAUGCCUUUACUACAGACCCAGUCCAGCACCGAGGCCUUUUUGCAAGUCCUGGAUAUGGGCUGUGGCACCUCCUCGUUGGGAUCCUCCAUUUACCAGCACUGUCCCGUUCCAGUGCGGGUCACGUGUGCUGAUAUUUCCCCCGUCGCUGUGCGGCUCAUGCAGGAGCAUGUGCUGGCUGAAGAUGUCCAGUCUAGGAACUCCUCUUCACAGUUGGACUUUGUGGAGCUGGACUGCACACAGCUGCACCAACAUUUUGGUUCCCGCACUGUGGACCUCAUAGUAGACAAGGGCACCACGGAUGCCCUACUGAGGUCAAAAGAGGGGCCAGGGAAGGCCGGCCUGGUGCUGAAGCAGUGUUUAGAGGUGCUGCGCCACUCAGGGUCUCUGCUCCAGUUCUCUGAUGAGGACCCGGACGCUAGGCUGCUGUGGCUGGAGACGGAAGCACGGGAGAUAGCGGCAGAGGUUUGUGUGCAGGAAGUAGGGGAGAAGAGGGGAGUGUGUUACUACUGCUACCAAGUGACCCCUCGCCUGAAUGUGCAGCAAUGACUUUGGACAAUGGAAAUAUUUCAUAUAAAGAACAUAGUUUGUCUAUUUUGGAACGUCAGUUUCUGUGGGAGAGUCACAAAAGGCUUAGCACCAUUUCAAUUCCCUGUACCCUACGUCGCCGCCCCAAACACACACACUUGGUAUGCUUACAUGCACCAAUAUUAAAAAAGCACAUCCUAAUUAUGUUUUUGACUUUUUAAAAAUGGGAUUAAUAACUUUAACUAACCCCCCCAAUCUAGUUUAUUUUAUUUAUUUUUUUACCCCCCACAAAAAAGUUCCAACAAAUUCAAUAUAAAGUGCCCAGAAUAUAAAUUCCUGUCAUUAUUCACUUAAAUAUAAUUAGAAAAUAUGUCAAGUUUACUUAAGUGUAUAAAGUAAACAUUGUUUGAUUCACGGAAAAUUAUCAUUGUUGGGUAAUACGAAUCAUAAUAAGACAUUAUUAUCCAUCCAUCCAUUUUCUACCGCUUGUCGCGGGGGGUCCUGGAGCCUAUCUCAGCUGCAU